AUGGGAGUCACUCCCUCAAACAUAUACCUUUUGCUUAGAACUUGGCCCUCUCUGCUCAGAUGUGCUGACUUGAAGGAGGUUGUGGAGGAAGUCAAGGGAUUGGGAUUUCAUCCCUCCAAAACGCUUUUUGUUGUAGCGUUACAGGCCAAAAGGGGUAUAUCCAAAUCUCUUUGGGAUGCCAAAGUCGAUGCCUUUAAGACAUGGGGCUGGUCUGAAGAUGCUAUUCUGGAUGCAUUUAGGAGGAAUCCCAAGAUUAUGCUAUACUCAAUCAAAAAAGUAAAUGCAGUGAUGAGUUUUUGGGUAGGUCAUCUUGGUUGGGACCCUUCAGUACUUCAAGCCGUGCCAUCACUUUUUGGAUAUAGUUUGGAGAAAAGGCUUAUGCCAAGGGCUUCAGUUGUCCAGUAUCUUCUCUCCAGAGGUUUGAUGAAGAAGGAUGCUAGCUUAUAUACACCGUUUAAGUAUACUGAUAAGUUGUUCCUGCAAGAAUUUGUGAAUUGUUUUGAGGAGGAGGAAACAUCUAAGCUACUAAGUCUAUAUCGGGGAGGACGCUAG
This is a messenger RNA of Lotus japonicus, 552 nucleotides long. RefSeq lists its product as uncharacterized. Gene Ontology annotation, cellular component: chloroplast. The coding region runs from base 1 to 552 and encodes 183 amino acids. The transcript has a single exon. Gene Ontology annotation, molecular function: double-stranded DNA binding. Gene Ontology annotation, biological process: regulation of DNA-templated transcription; chloroplast organization. Lineage: Eukaryota; Viridiplantae; Streptophyta; Magnoliopsida; Fabales; Fabaceae. The record is from RefSeq and is a predicted model, not a curated record.